ACCAAGUUGUACUCCGUGGCAGACUGUCAACCAGAACCAUGGAGCAAGCCCGCAAGGUUCUCACAGAAACAUUUGGCCUUCCGUCCUUUCGUCUGUCGCAAGAGCCAGCGAUACAAAGAUUAUUGGUUGACAAUGAAAACACUCUUGUAGUGUUCCCAACGGGAGGUGGCAAAAGUUUGACGUACCAAGUCCCUGCUUUAUGUCUCGAGGGCCUCACACUCGUGGUUUCUCCUUUGCUUUCCCUUAUGAAAGACCAGGUGGAUGCUCUGGUACAGGCAGGUGUGAAAGCGGCCAGUCUAGACAGUACUCUUACGAGAGAAAGAGCUGCAUGGGUUAAGGAUGAGGUACUGUCAGGUUCACUGAAGAUCCUGUAUGUAUCCCCUGAAAGGCUUAAUAACGAAGCGUUCCUUGCCAUGAUGCGUAGAAUCAAUAUUUCGUUGUUGGCAGUGGAUGAGUCGCAUUGCAUUUCUCAGUGGGGUGCUAGCUUUCGUCCCGACUACCUAAAAAUAGCGCGUUUCGCAGAAGAAUUUGACGUUCCACGCGUAGUCUGUCUGACUGCAACCGCGACAAAGAAAGUCGUAGAAGAUAUUUGCACGGGUUUCCACAUUGAUAAGGAGGCCGGUGUAUUUCGCGCUCCUGUUUAUCGGCCAAACCUCGCAUUCCAAGUGCAAGUUGCGCAAACUGCAGAUGAGAAACUGAAGCACCUUGUACCCCUCCUGCAAUCCAGGACAGGCCCUGCGAUUGUGUAUGUCACGUUGCAGAAACAAGCUGAAGAGAUAGCAGACAUCUUGUGUUCGCACGGACUCAUGGCUACAGCAUACCAUGCCGGGCUGCCUUCUGAAGAGCGUGAACGAGUGCAGACCGACUUUAUGCAGUCAGAAAAUGGAAUUGUAUGCGCGACCAUUGCGUUCGGGAUGGGCAUCGACAAGGCUAACAUCCGUCACGUUGUUCACUACCACGCACCGAAGACUCUGGAGAACUACAGCCAGGAGGUCGGAAGAGCUGGCCGUGACGGCUUAGAGUCGACUUGUCUCAUGUUCCUCUCUUCCGACGAUAUACCUGUAUUGGAGGGAUUUGCCCGAGGCGAUACAUGUGCCAAACGGGACCUGGAGCUCUGGUUGCAAGAGAUUGCACUACAAGAGCCAGCUUUAGACGGGACGCUAGCUUUCAAUCACUAUCAGCAGUCGAAAACCUACGACAUCAAACCCACGUUCCUCAAUCAAUGCUAUGCUCAACUCGAGCUGCAUCAUAAAUAUCUCAGAGCGGUCACGCCGUUUUAUUCUGUAUAUGAGAUCUCUGCGCGUACCGACGAUGGUUGGGCCAUGGUUCUUGAAGAUAGAUCGCCCGCAGCCACAGCAAUUAGAGAACACUGGAAAUGCAAUCGCAAGGGAGACACAUAUAAGAUCGACGUGGUUACUGCAGCAGAAUACUCAAAGAUAGAUCGUGCAGAGAUCGCCAGGCAGGUCAGUAACUGGCAAAUAGAUGGAUGUAUUUCUGUCAAAGCGUCACAAGUCAGGGCGCGCUACCAAAUCCUCAACCCGUUGCCCAAGACGACUGCUGGAAUCCAAGAACUGGCCAAUGAGUUGUAUGAAAGGAUGCUUGAUCGAGAACAAGAGGCGGUCGCGAAGCUCCGUCAAGUCAUCCGUUUUGCAACGAACGACAACUGCUUCGCAAAUGCUAUCUCCUCAUACUUUGGAGACGAGGAUACGGUAUUACUAUGCGGCAAAUGCAGCUUCUGUACUACCGGUACAGGCAUUGAGUUCACACCUCAAACGGAGUCAGUUCCGGAUCCCGAGCAGCUUCAAGCCAUCUUGCAAGCAUGCCCUGAACGAGAUGAUCCUCGACUUCUAGCGCGCAUGGCCUUUGGCAUAACCUCUCCGCGCCUGAGAGCAGGAAAAUGGUCUACUUCGCAUCCACUGUUCGGAAGCAUGGUUUCUGUAGACUUCAACGCGCUUGUGGCGGCAUUCGAUAAGGAAUGCCAGAAGGUGGGUUAUGCCAACAGCCAGAGCCACACUUCCACAUCUGCACUGAGGACGAUGCAAAAGCGAUCGUAUACACAGUCUGCAUACUUUGCCCGCGGAUCAAGUUCAAGCCGUGGUGGUGCCCCUAAGGCCCUAUUCAGUACCCACGCUUGGCCUGCGCUUGCACAAUACGUUCGUCCGCUUCCUGCAACUCUUGGCUUUGAAACCCGAGCCAAAGUUCCCAUGCCACCUUAUCACGGCUUCAUGGGUAACUGGACACGGCACCUCCAUCGCCUCAUGCGAUGGUCACACAUAUAGUUCACGUAGGACAGUCACUCGUUCAGGAUUUAGGUAUGGAGAUCUAGAGUGGGUGGAUUUGCAUUGUCAGGCAUGAACAACGUGUGUAAAACAUAGGUCAAGGCUUUAGAUAGCUGAGUGUAGCCCUGCUUAGUAGUAGUGAUACACAGUGGGUAGCAGUGAAUAAACCUUGGUUGAGAUGCA
This is a messenger RNA of Laetiporus sulphureus 93-53, 2462 nucleotides long. Its product is annotated as ATP-dependent DNA helicase. Gene Ontology annotation, biological process: DNA repair; DNA recombination. NCBI's taxonomy places the organism in Eukaryota, Fungi, Basidiomycota, Agaricomycetes, Polyporales, Laetiporaceae. The transcript is spliced from 14 exons. Gene Ontology annotation, cellular component: chromosome; cytoplasm. Gene Ontology annotation, molecular function: nucleic acid binding; 3'-5' DNA helicase activity; ATP binding. The record is from RefSeq and is a predicted model, not a curated record. The coding region runs from base 39 to 2279 and encodes 746 amino acids.